AUAGGAUUGGUCCUCAUCCCAAUCUUUGUCCUAUUCUUCAUCCUCGCCGUGGCACUCGGCUGCUCUGAAUACUGGAGCUCUCGCUCGUCUGCUGGACCCUCUCAUCGUCGUGUGUGCUUCUGGAGAAAACGGCGACCAAGUCAGCAACGACAUUGGCCCAACACCACGGACAGUUCGAGCUCCGGUAAAGGCACUGAUUCGUCCGGGCAUACGACAGACUAUCACGAUCCUCUCGAAGGGAAAGAACACGUCUGAUAACGGAAUAUAUCAUUCUCAUGCUUGUCCCUGUACAAUGGACGACGCCGACCUCAUCCCACAGCCUCUGCGCAUCGUCAAAGGCCUGCCCUUUGUCCACCCUGGCAGCAGCGGCCCAGGACCGACUUCUCCCCUGAUUUAUCCGCGUAUCCCGCAAAGGCAGUCUUCUCUGCACGUCUCGGCGGCGCCCUUAUCUGCCAUAAGCCGUUCGCCGUCUCUGGGCCAGGAACCAACAGGCCUCAUGGUGUCGAAGACUCGUCGGCUUGACGACGAUGGCGAUACUUGGGCAUCAAAUGAAAAGUUCUCAAUGGAAUCUGCCUCAUCUAUACAUAGUAACGGCCUCAAUAUGAAGAAGUGGUUGCUUUCAAAAUUCAUUCGUGGCCUGAACUCUGGUAAAUGGAGUCCUAAAACCAGGCGAUUCUCUAGAACAUCCAGCAAUACUUCAACCGACAGGCAAGGCCAAAGACAGAGCGAGGACCCUUCAGGCAGGGAAUCGGCACCCUUUGCUCCUCUGAAUGUUCCUAUAGUCUUUGUGGACCUGAAAGUGACGACACAUAAUCAAAGUAUCGGACUCAAAUCCGUGUCAUUGUGGAUUUCGGUCGAGGUCUGCGUUGAUACCAGUGAUAUGAGUUCUCAGGUUUCACCAUCUGCCCCGGAUCUGAGGGCACCUCUUGAUGUUCUCAUCAUACUGGAUGAGAUGUAAGUUCCCACGAUAUACAUAGAGUAAGGAGCUAGUGUUGACACUUUCCAUCUUGCAGUUCCCAGGUCACUAUCAGUGCAUUUAGAAAGACGACCAUUAGUUGUUGGGCUAUCA
This is a messenger RNA of Penicilliopsis zonata CBS 506.65, 1069 nucleotides long. RefSeq lists its product as hypothetical. NCBI's taxonomy places the organism in Eukaryota, Fungi, Ascomycota, Eurotiomycetes, Eurotiales, Aspergillaceae. The coding region runs from base 293 to 958 and encodes 221 amino acids. The record is from RefSeq and is a predicted model, not a curated record. The transcript has 2 exons.